AUUUGUCAAUUGCUUGUCAAUUAUUUUGUUCAUUUUGGGAAGCACCUUUAAAACACGAUUAUUAAUUAAAAUUGGUCAGUUUGUUUUAAAAUUGGGCAACUAAUCAGAUGCAAAACUUCAGGAUUAGCUACUCAUCUUGGUCUAAAAUGAGGAGGAAAGGGCUCAACAGAGGGAAUAAGUGUUUUGAGGUUAAAAAGUUGUUAAUUACGAAGGAAAUUUAAUGAUAUAAACACAAAUUAAGACGUUUAUUGCUGUUUAGUAUAGUAAGAUGGAGUAAUAUUGAAGGGGUUCAAUGUUUUGGCGACGUCUUACCCAGACAGUUUAUGUCUGCAAAAAUGUGAAAAUCAAUACGUCUAUAUUUUUAUGUGGAAAACAUUAUCUAAUGCACACACAUUCACAGGCAGAUAAGAACCAGGACAUAAAAUACGAUCGUGUGAUCCGAUUAUCGCAAAGGUGGAGCUUGAUGAAGAAGUAUAAGAGAGGAAAGAUUAACAAAGGGGGUAGAAAAAGAGGACAUUUGUAUUAAACGGUGGUUUGUUUAGUGUUGUAAUCAAUUUAAUUUGAAGUGAGUGGAGCGGUAGCCAGUAUCGAGCGGUUUUCCAGGUCGCACAUGCGCCACCCAUUACUGUUGUCCUGUUUCAAUUCCUUGUAAGAUCCGGGCCACCACGUUAUAUCCAUGUCGCGCACCGAUACAUAUCACUCAUUGUCGUCGAUAGCAUUAUGAUUGAUUCAUCAUCUCUCGUAAAGAACUUUCGGAAGUCACGUGUGCUUUAUUACGUCUGUAAGAAACGAUAUUCGGUUAAUUCGUGGUCCAACAAAUUGCCAUCCUGGCUCCAGAAGUUCCAAGUGUUCAGACACCAGGCCGCACCAGCAACACAGUGCAAUCAAGAUCCAACAGCCGGGGCAGAGAGGAUAAACAGCCGCCUCUACACACCCCACCAAUACAUUCAUCCUUCGACACAAUCUACAGCCACCUGCGAUCGUCAAAGACAUCCCUCGUCGACCAACAGUCCGCCUCCUUCGACAGUUACCGCAAGAAGUACACAUUUGAUGCGGAUUACAACGAAGAUGAAAUCACCAGGGGCUCAUUCCGAUCGACGUUCAAACCAAAAUUAUACAGAGUCGAAAUCGACAAAGACUCAGACCGUAAACAAUCAUGGCGAUAUAAGGAAAAAAGUCCGUCCGAACGUUUCAAUGCUGCGCUGGCCGUCAGGGAUGAUUCUCCGGAUUAUAGGCACAAGUACAGCUGGACCGAGUCCAAGUCGUACGGCGACAUCCACGAACGCACUGACUACCUGUCACUGUCGUUGUCACCACCUGGAACGCAGAAACGGCCCGAGAUCCUGCCUAUAUUCGAAUAUCCCUCACUUACCCCCGUCAAAGGAAUUGACCUCGAUGAGAGCGUAAUGAAGAAAAUCCAGUAUGUAGAAAACAGGGAGUCCCAAGAGAGUGAUUCGGAUUACGGAAGCGGAGGUUAUAUGCCCGUACAUCCGGGUGACAUAUUAGAUGGUUGUUGGAAAGUGUGUAGGAAACUAGGAUUUGGUCACUUCUCAACUGUGUGGUUGUGUAAGAAUAUAUUUAACAUAGAACCUAAAUAUGUGGCAAUUAAAAUAUGCAAAUCGGCACUAAUGUUUGCUGCUGUGGCACAAGACGAAAUAAGACUGCUGUCGCAUACUAAAAACAUGGCUCCCGGUCACAAGGGUUUUAGUAGGAUCGUUCAGAUGAUCGACACGUUUAAAAUAACCGCUGAGAAUGGUGUGCAUACUGCCAUAGCUUUAGAAAGUAUGGGACCAUCACUAUUACAUUUAAUAAUCCAAAGUGAAUUCAGAGGAAUUCAAGUACCUGGUGUCAAACGUAUAAUUCACCAGGUUUUAGAAGGCUUAACCUAUUUGCAUGACGAAUGCAACAUUAUUCAUACGGAUAUCAAACCUGAAAACAUAUUGAUUAAAGUUAAGGACUCUUAUAUAGAAGAGAUGGCCGAAAGAGCUGAAAGAUUUCAGGAAUUGGGUAUCCCAAUGCCUAGAUCAUAUGUGUCUUCUGAAAAGUGGAUUGGUCCAGACGAUGAGGAAGAUUUGAACGACGAUAUAUGUAGCCAAUUGGAGGGCCAACGGUCUUCUUCGUAUCCUAACGACGUAUAUUUAGCCGACUUAGUUAAUUUUAGACAACGUCAUACAGAACCAAGAUUCCGGUCGCCGAUGUGGAUCGGAAAUAGCAUAGAAGUUAAAAUUGCCGACAUGGGUAACGCAUGUUGGGAGAACAAUCAUUUUUCUCCAGAAAUCCAGACAAGACAGUACCGUGCCUUGGAAGUCAUACUGCAAUCAGGAUACAGUUAUCCGGCGGACAUUUGGUCGGUCGGAUGUCUAGCCUUUGAAAUGGCCACCGGUGAAAUGCUCUUCAAUCCGAAAGGGAAGUCCAGCCAUUCCAUCAACAUUGACCAUCUCAGCCUAAUCUGGGAGGUGCUCGGAGGCAUACCCAGAUACAUCACAGAAACGGGGACUGAAGCGAAAGUAUACUUCGUCGAAGGUAAACUGAAACACGUGCCGGAAGACGAAUUGAAAAUUUGGAAGAUAGAAGAUGUGUUAGUUGAGAAAUACAAGUGGAAGAGGGUAGAUGCGAUACCUUUCGCCAGUUUUAUAGAAUGUUUAAUUGAACCCGAUCCGGCUCUUCGUUUAACAGCUGACAUUGCGAUGCAGAAUGAAUGGUUAAAUGAGGUUUAAUAUUUCCAAAAGUAUAUUUCAAGACUGAAGUUGCGUUACUUACUUCAUCAUUCACGCCAUGUUUUCUUCCAUUUUGGUUUAUUGUCAAAUACCGACAUCCCUUUUAUGUUUUAUUGACUUUUUAAUAUACCGUAUAAAUAUUUA
Messenger RNA from Aethina tumida (small hive beetle), 2861 nucleotides. Its product is annotated as SRSF protein kinase 3. Lineage: Eukaryota; Metazoa; Arthropoda; Insecta; Coleoptera; Nitidulidae. The transcript is spliced from 6 exons. The record is from RefSeq and is a predicted model, not a curated record. Gene Ontology annotation, molecular function: protein kinase activity; ATP binding. The coding region runs from base 1407 to 2717 and encodes 436 amino acids. Gene Ontology annotation, biological process: protein phosphorylation; regulation of mRNA processing; spliceosomal complex assembly.